UGCCGCCCCGCUCCCCUAGCGCCUGCUGGCAGCGCGGCGGCUGGAGGUGCCCCUCGGGAAGUUUGAUGGCUUCUUUGCGGAGGGUCAAAGUCCUGCUGGUGUUAAACUUGAUCGCUGUGGCUGGCUUCGUCCUCUUCCUGGCCAAGUGCAGACCCAUCACGGCCAAGAGCGGCGACUCCUUCCACGACGUCCAUCCCAGGGCAGAAGUGGUCAACUUGACAGCCCACGGCAUCGGCUCCAUCCAGGAUGCAGUGCUGAAGAGGCUCUCCCUCCUGGAAGACAUAGUCUACAGGCAGCUCAAUGGUCUGUCCAAGUCACUUGGUCUCAUUGAAGGCUAUGGUGGACGUGGCAAAGGUGGGCUUCCAGCCACCCUGUCCCCUGAGGAGGAGGAGAAAGCUAAGGGACCCCAUGAGAAAUACGGCUACAACUCCUACCUCAGUGAGAAAAUUUCACUGGAUCGUUCCAUACCAGAUUAUCGUCCAACCAAGUGCAAAGAGUUGAAAUACGGCAAGGACCUACCCCAGAUCUCCAUUAUCUUCAUCUUCGUGAACGAAGCGCUGUCGGUUAUCCUGCGGUCGGUGCACAGCGCUGUUAAUCAUACACCAGCUCACCUGUUGAAGGAGAUUAUCCUUGUGGAUGACAACAGUGAUGAAGAGGAACUGAAGGCGCCACUGGAGGAAUAUGUCAACAAACGAUACCCGGGGCUGGUGAAGGUGGUGCGCAACCAGAAGAGGGAAGGCCUUAUCCGCGCACGCAUUGAGGGCUGGAAGGCUGCCACAGGCCAGGUCACUGGAUUUUUUGAUGCCCACGUGGAGUUCACUGCUGGCUGGGCUGAGCCGGUACUCUCGCGAAUUCAGGAGAAUCGAAGAAGGGUCAUUCUUCCCUCCAUCGACAACAUCAAGCAGGACAACUUUGAGGUGCAGCGCUACGAGAACUCUGCCCACGGGUACAGCUGGGAGCUGUGGUGCAUGUACAUCAGCCCUCCCAAGGACUGGUGGGAUGCUGGGGACCCCUCGCUGCCCAUCAGGACACCAGCGAUGAUUGGUUGCUCCUUCGUUGUGCACAGGAAGUUCUUUGGAGAGAUUGGGCUCCUCGAUCCUGGCAUGGAUGUGUAUGGAGGAGAGAACAUAGAGCUCGGCAUCAAGGUGUGGCUCUGUGGCGGCAGCAUGGAGGUCCUGCCCUGCUCCAGGGUGGCUCACAUCGAGCGCAAGAAGAAGCCCUACAACAACAACAUUGGUUUCUACACCAAGCGCAAUGCCCUGCGAGUGGCCGAGGUGUGGAUGGAUGACUACAAGUCCCAUGUCUACAUCGCAUGGAACUUGCCGCUGGAGAAUCCGGGUAUUGACAUUGGGGAUGUUUCUGAGAGAAAAGCUUUGAGGAAGAGCUUGAAGUGUAAAAAUUUCCAGUGGUAUCUGGACCACGUUUAUCCAGAAAUGAGAAGAUACAACAACACUGUUGCGUAUGGCGAGCUUCGAAACAACAAGGCGAAGGAUGUUUGCCUUGACCAGGGCCCGCAGGAGAACCACACAGCAAUAUUGUACCCGUGCCACGGCUGGGGACCGCAGCUUGCACGCUACACCAAGGAGGGGUUCCUUCAUCUCGGCGCCCUCGGGACCACGACUCUUCUGCCCGACACCCGCUGCCUGGUAGAUAACGUGAAAAGCCGCUUCCCUCAGCUCCUCGACUGCGAAAAGGUCAAGAGCAGCCUCCAUAAGCGCUGGAAUUUCAUCCAGAAUGGUGCCAUCUUGAACAAGGGAACGGGGCGCUGCUUGGAAGUGGAGAACAGAGGAAUGGCUGGCAUCGAUCUGAUUCUUCGCAGCUGCACAGGACAAAGGUGGACAAUUAAAAAUUUCAUCAAGUAAAGGGUGGAAAACGCCGAGGAGUCUCACCUGAAACACAGCUGACUUGGACUGAUCUGACUGGACUCCUUUGGAAAGGACAAAAUGUCAAAACAGAGCUUUAUUCAUGUUAUUAGGAGAGGACAUGGGGGAAAUGGGCAUUUGUGUCUUUAUUUUUAUUGUAUAUUAGUCUCCCGCAGCUGAUUCCAACUGUGUGAAAUUGGGUCAGAACUGCUAUUUUCUUCUGGCGAGCACUCUAAAAGGUACCACUUAUUUCUGCUGGAAUAAGUGUAAUAAGCUCAUGUAGUCUUGUGAGCAUUUUACUGACAGGGAAAUGUUGCUUUCCCAGAUGACUCCAAGUUCUCCCAAAGGGCCAGCUAGGUUUGCACCAUGGUCAGAGUCAAGACACCCUGCAUAUAUCUGCAUGGCAAGCACAAAAACUUGCUUGCUUGUGAGAGGAAAAUGUGGCCAAGCCCCAGACAAGCUGCGUUUGAACAAUGUGGUGUUUCACUAGGUCCUCUCUCUCUUUUUCCUUUCUUGCCCCUACAACUAACAGCCCUUUCCUUGAGUCUGGGAGAAGUGAAGCUCUCAGAGACGCCCCGG
Messenger RNA from Cygnus atratus (black swan), 2441 nucleotides. RefSeq names its product polypeptide N-acetylgalactosaminyltransferase 17 (gene GALNT17). The record is from RefSeq and is a predicted model, not a curated record. Gene Ontology annotation, cellular component: Golgi apparatus. The coding region runs from base 66 to 1862 and encodes 598 amino acids. The transcript is spliced from 11 exons. Lineage: Eukaryota; Metazoa; Chordata; Aves; Anseriformes; Anatidae.